Messenger RNA from Nematostella vectensis (starlet sea anemone), 1980 nucleotides. RefSeq lists its product as uncharacterized. The record is from RefSeq and is a predicted model, not a curated record. Lineage: Eukaryota; Metazoa; Cnidaria; Anthozoa; Actiniaria; Edwardsiidae. Gene Ontology annotation, molecular function: protein binding. The transcript has a single exon. The coding region runs from base 195 to 1730 and encodes 511 amino acids.
UUCGGAUAAAAAUCCGAUUGUGAUCGUGAAUCAAACGGAACCAAUCAGAUUCCAUAUUUCAUGCAGGGUUAAGUCAAUAAGUAUUCGUAAAUUCCCGAAUGUUGGCAACAGGAAGUUCACUUGAAUAUCAUCUGAGCUGAUGUGGAAUCGACUUCGUGUAGAACACGAAAGAAAAAGAAUUAGGCGGAGAAAUAAUGGCCGAACUAGCUGUGGUUCGAGUUUCUCUAAAGUUAGUGUGGGGUUUAGUCGCCAAUCGGGUGAUCAACAGUCUUGAACACGGUGACUUCGCCGACGAAAAAAUUCGUCAACUUUUACUGAGUGAAUUUAGGAAAAUUCACGAAAGUUUAAAUGCCUUGAGAAGAAAAGAGCUAGUGGCAGCAACAGCUUUUAUGGAGAAUGGAUAUGAAUUACUUAAAGAGGAUGUCUCUGAAGCAAGAAAGGAGUUCAACAAGGCAAGGGAUGCAGCACAAGUUGCUUUUGGCGUCGUUCAAGAUUACCAAGAUAAAGUUUUAGCAACAAAGAUCAUGGUUGCUUCAGCUUUGCAUGAAUUUGAAGAAAAGCCGGAUACCGCAGCUUCAUUGUGCAUGAAAUAUGUGUCACGGCUAAAUUCAUUACCGGAGGUCGAGAAAGCCUGUGCGAUACUUCUUGGUCAGAAAUUUGGAGGAAAACUUCGGGCCUUGGCAAGCUCUGGGAGUCGAGAAGACUUUAUCGGUGCUGUAUCAGAAAUCAAUAGGUGCGUGUUUGAGUUUGUGACUGGUAGGGGCGGAGCCUCGCAGGAAGGGAGUUGGCCCUUGAUACAGUGUGGUAGCGAGAAGCUCAAUCCUAUUGGUGAAUGUAUCCUUCUGCGUCGACACACUGCAAUUUGUUCUUUAGCUCCUAAUGACGGCUCCCCUAUUGCUAUGGCAACAGCACAGAAUAAAUUAUUCAUUUUAGUAUCACCAGCUACUGAUUUUGCUAACGACCCAUUGAUGGCGAAUGCUGUGAAAGUAUUUGACCUGGAGACAAGGAUGUUCAGCAAUAUGCAUGGGCAUACUGGCUAUGUGCUGUCAAUCAUUGCCCUUGGCAACCAUCAAGUAGCAACAGGGUCUAUGGAUAAGCAGGUCAUGAUAUGGGAUGCUGCGACUCUCAAGUGCUUGCAUAUCUUAUCAGGACAUGAGGGUUCUAUCAGAGCCCUUGGUGCAAACACUGCUAACCUAUUCUCUGCUUCAGCAGACUGUACCAUCAGGGUGUGGAAGAGGGACUCAUUUGAACUAAUGCACACAUUAGAACAGAAGUCCCCCAUCUCAUCCCUCUGCGUCUCUAAUAGACACUUGUUUGCUUAUGGAGUGAGUGAGGGGGUGCAAUACUGGGACCUCAAGAAGUGGGAGAAAGUUCACCAGAUUGCUAUCUAUGGCUCAAUUAACUACAUGCACAUUGUCAGGAACUUCCUGGUGGUCCACUGCAGCAAUGAACUCCGCAUUGUGAACCUUGGAAAUUUACUGGAAUGUUGCAAACUUUCCAAGACAGGCACUAUGUCUGCAGCCCUACAUAACAGCAUUUGCUGUGGUUCUGAGGAAAGUCUCAUGCUUAUGCAUCUGCCAUUACAGAAGUGCAUUGGUAAAAAGGAUUUGGGCUCUGAGCAGAGACCAUUUAGGGUGCGAUGUCUAGAGUAUGAUUCCAAAACUGGUUACUUGUAUGUCGCAGGAGCAGAAACUUUGCCACACAAGCAGGAAACUAUUCUCAGACUGUGAUAUAUCUGUAUAUGUUUAUUAUGGCAUUGAGUAACCUUAAAAGAUAAUAAGAUUAAUGUCUCUGUUUCAAAAGUUUUUAUUUACCAAAUUUAAUGUAAUGUUAAAAAGGCAAUGUAAAAAUGGGUAUCUACUAAGAAAAACAAUAACAAGACAAGGUUUUCAUUUAAAAAAAAGGUGAACGUUGCAUGGAAUGAUCGUCAUUAAAGUAUAGAAUAAUGUAGAGUUUUGUGAAAAACAUGCAUAACCAUUA